This is a messenger RNA of Brassica napus (rape), 4326 nucleotides long. RefSeq lists its product as uncharacterized. The coding region runs from base 44 to 616 and encodes 190 amino acids. NCBI's taxonomy places the organism in Eukaryota, Viridiplantae, Streptophyta, Magnoliopsida, Brassicales, Brassicaceae. Gene Ontology annotation, cellular component: TIM22 mitochondrial import inner membrane insertion complex. The record is from RefSeq and is a predicted model, not a curated record. Gene Ontology annotation, molecular function: transmembrane protein transporter activity. The transcript has 7 exons. Gene Ontology annotation, biological process: protein insertion into mitochondrial inner membrane.
CGAAUCAUAUAAUACAGCACUGAAAUCAUAUAACCCGAGCAAAAUGGCGUCCGGUGAUCAGAAAUUCGCAGAACGAAAGAAUCAGCCGGUAUCUCCUCCGACGCCGAUUGUGCAGCCAACUUCUCCGACGAAGCGUGUGUUGAUCACUACCCUUCUCGCAGGAGUUAUUGGAGGAGGAGCUGCUUUAGUGUCCAAACACCGGAAAGCUUAUCCCAAUAUUCCCACUGUUUAUGCUACCAACUUCGCCAUCGUCGCUGGUUGCUAUUGCGGAGCUCGUGAGUUUGUGAAGAUAACUCGAAGAUCAGAACAUGAUGAUGUGUUGAACUCAACUAUUGGAGGGCUUUUCAGUGGUGCUUUACUUGGAAGACUUCAAGGAGGUCCAUAUGGUGCAUUGCGCUACUCUGUCAUUUUUGCUGCUAUGGGCACUGCAUCUGCCUAUGCCGGCCAUAAAGCAAAAGCAAUGUUAGAGAACCACCGUAACAAGGAUUCAAUCAAGUUGCCUGAGUGGUUUCCUAUUCAAAUACUCGAUGACGAAGCCUUAGCAAAGAAGAAAGCUCAGGAACAGAAGAUAUUCGCUGAAAGAUCAUUUGGGAGAUUGAACAAGGAAGAGACUUGACUACUUAGGUCUCUAGGUUAGCUGUUUCGUGAAUGUAACUCUGUGGUGUUUAGAUGAGACUUGACGAGGGCUUCUUUUGAGUUUCCUAUUGGGAAACAAAUCUUUUCUUUAGCCACAAGAAAACCUCGUCCAGAGACAAGUUGUAUGGUGACCUACCGUGAACGUAUCUAAUAUCUCUAUCUAUAUUAUUCAUGGUUGAUUAUGGGCAUACCUAAAACUUUGGAAAGUUUGAAUAUUGAUGGACUUGUUUUGGCACACGACUGAAGAACCCUUGAGAGGCAGAUUAAUGUAUAAUGUAGGAUGAUACUAUUGGAGAACUUAGAAGUAAUCAAGUAAUUUUGUUAAUUAACUUAAAUACGCAAGGAUUUUAAUUCCACCAACUACGAUUUUCUUUAUGGUUAGUGUGAACAUUUUAAAUAACAAAACUAUCCAAUUUUUUCUGUAAGUUUUAGGAAUUAGUUUUAGUUUUAUUCGGAAAUUACGAAAAAAAUUCUUACGCCAUUCUUAGAUCUAGAUUUCCCGCUGUCAAUUGUUUCGUUAUAAUCUAGGUUCUUUUUUUUAGUCAAGUAAGAAUUUUGAUGUUUUAGGUAAUUGAACUUUGCGACCGACUUUUUGCUAAAAGUUAACCAACUAACAAUAGUUUUAUUUGUCUUAGGGUUUACCAAAAAAAAUAAUGUAGGUUUGAUUAGUAAUCCUAUUCCACUGUAAUAAUGUGGAAGACAUUAAUGAGGCAUGCUGGAAAACUUGGAAAUAUGCAAUUUUUUUGUUUGAAAGAAUUUUAAAUUUAUUCAAACAAAAAAUCGUUUUUACAUUUACGGUUGUCUUGUAUCUAAGAACAUCUCCGACCCACCUCUAUAUUUGCCUCUAUAAUAACAUUUAGAGGUAAAAUCACUCUAACCCUACUUUAUUUAUUCGUCUAAAAUAGAGAUUGUUAUUUUCACCUCUAUAUUUAGAGGAAGAAAUAGCAUUCCUCUGUAAUAAAGACAUAUUUUUUUAUUCACAAAAUGAUCCAAUAACUUUUUACUUUAACAAUUAUAACCAACAUAAAUAUUUUUUAGUGAAAUGUACAGUUUAUAUAAACAUAUAAUCAUACUUUUUAUUUACAUAAUAGUUUCUAUAAAAAUAUUCAGUGUAAGUAAUAUCAUAAUUUUAUGAAUGUUAAACUAAAUUGGGUUAGUUUUCAACUUUCACAAAUAAAAGGUAUUAUUUGUAAAAUUAAAAAAGAAUAUAUCAAGAAUAUUCUUUUUUAGAGGAAGAAAUAGAAUACAUUGGAGACAAAUCUAUAAUAAUAAAGUUGAAGAGAAACUCUCCACAAUGCGCCACAUCAUCUCUCUUAUCUCCAUUUUGCGACAUGUGUCGAGCAAAGAGAGAGAGCUUCUUCUUUUUUUCUUCCAAUUCGUGAAUUUUUUUUGGGUGUUUCUAGCUCGUGGAUUAGCUAGAUUUUAUGAUUAUUUAUUGGGUCUUUCUAUUUAUUUAUUGGCCCAUACUUUGAAAUAUGCGGCUCGUUUGUGUUUAGAGUUAGGUGUGCCAUCUUCAGUUGAUUGACGCCGUCACCUUCCAUCGUCCCCGACUGCGUUUUCCUCUAACGUCUUCGCUUUCACUUAAAAUCAAGCUUUAAUUCAAUCAUUAAGCUUCACUCCACCUUUCUUUCCACUCUGUCUCAUUUAUUCUCAUUAACAAACGGCGUUUGUAACAGAUCCAAGGUCGAGCUAUAAAUAAGUGUUUUGGAGCGAUGAAGAUAUGCACCAUUGAGAUAUCUUAUAGCUAAAGCAAUCCGACGGACGCCUUCAGAUAUGUCGUCUUCCUAUGUUUUUCUCGCCAACUUGAGAGCAGACCGUUGCUCAAACAUGGCGGAGGUGCAUCUUCUGAGGUUCUGGGAACAUAAUUUUCAUUUUCCUUGCAUUAAUCAAUGGUUUCGUACAAACAUUAAUUGUGACCGGUACGUAGGGAAAGUAAUCUUUGAUUCCCGAUUACACAAAAUUAAUAUGGUGUUUAUUAUGUUUAAAUUCCAGUUUAAUUUAUGUAUUGCUUUCUACAAUUGUUUAAAUUUUUAUACAAAAUAAUUUUUUUUAAUAAUUUAUCUCCAAAAAUAUAUAUUUUUCAUUCCCAUCAUUACUUUUUCAUAACAAUUACAUUUCAAACUAAAACAAAGCUAAAUGUGUAAACUUAAACUUCAAAUGCUGAGGCUAUAACAUACAAUUCACCAUUUCCUUCCAAUAUAUCUUCACUACUAAACCUAAUAGACAUUAUCUUCACUACUAAACCUAAUACACGUUAUUCACCAUUUCGACCAUGAAUCUCAUAUACAUUACAAAAAAACAAUAUAUAUAUAAAACAUAACUGUAAAAUAAAAGUCGCGCCACCUCAGCAUACCGGUCAGAAUCUUGUGGGCUUGAUACGUGUACACUUAACCAAAACGUUACGUUUCAUUUAUUUGGUCGAUAUAUGGACUUUGUUUCUUUCGGGCUUUAUAUUCUCAUAAUUGAUCCAGGCCCAUUCUAUAAUACCUAAAUCUAAACACAUAUUGAUUGUCGUUUUGCUAUUAGGGUUGAACCCGUGUACUCCAUUCGAGAUCGAAGCAAAACCUUUGUUCCAAGAGAGUUCUUUCAUCUUCUUCCCUGUCAAUCCGCAGAGAUGCCGAUUACAGACUAGCCCUCUUCAGUUCCUUCUUAAAUCCAUACCCCAUGAUCUCUCUUGAAUGCGAUCUUGGGCGUGGAAUUUUGACUAUAAAAAGAAUGGCUAAUGCUACAAUCUUUCCCAUUUGAUUUGAGGACCGGACAAUGCUCCUCCACCAUUCAAGUGCGGUUGCUUCGUUAUUGGGAGGCCAGGAACGCCCGACUCAGUGGCGAACUCAUGGGAGUCGAUAUGUUGCUACUUGAUUCCCAGUCGGUGAAAAAAAUCUGUAAUGAAUCGCUGCCAAAGAACAGAAGACCUCUAGAUACUACCGCCUGUGAAAAUCCUCCUGUGAAUCGCUGUCGUCUAAGCUCCGGCCGUACAGUAGGAAGUGAUAUGUUCAUCUUCAAGUAUACGACGAAGUCACGGAAAGGAGAUGGAUAGUUGGAGUGCAUAGAUUAUUCUAUUCAUCUUUCUUUGUGGCGUGCUUCCUUUUUGGGCUGAACUGUUAAUCUCUUUGGAGUCAACUGAUUGACUGAACCGUGGCCUUAUUAGGUAAAGUUAGAAGAAACCAUUACUGCUCUGUUUAACGGGACAAAACAUUGGUCAUGAUUCAUCCUAAGCGAGAGCUUUUGUUUACUAAGCUAUAGUUUUGUUUAUUGUAAAGAAACUAUAGCAUAAAAACAAUGGUUAUUAGUUUUGAUGAAGGAGCUCUACCUCAUUAUGGGUUUCAUGGAUUUAAGCGUGAGCUUUUGAUUAGUUAUAAUUCUUACGGUUUUAUUCCAUUGUAGAUUUCCAAUUUGACCCAGCUAUAGAAACUCUUAAUUCUCACCGUGAGUGUAUGGAUGUGAGGACUUGACAGAAACACAAGAAGAAGAGUAAAGUGCAACUCAAGCAACUCAUUACUCAUUGUUUGCCAAAAAAAAAACUCAUUACUCAUUCGUGUGGAAGGAUGAUGAAUGUUUAAUCAUGUGUUGUUAUGUUGUGUACUUCUGCAUUUAAUUAUGUUUUAUGAAUUGUUCACUCAGCCACAUUAUGCAUUUUGUGCUUCACAGUUUUCAUUAGCUAUGGAAAGACAAUGAAAUUUCCAAAAGCCA